Messenger RNA from Indicator indicator, 1133 nucleotides. It is a transcript of the gene TRABD, whose product is annotated as TraB domain containing. Lineage: Eukaryota; Metazoa; Chordata; Aves; Piciformes; Indicatoridae. The record is from RefSeq and is a predicted model, not a curated record. The transcript is spliced from 9 exons. The coding region runs from base 1 to 1125 and encodes 374 amino acids.
AUGCAAGAGGAGCAACAGCCUGAGGCUGCUGCAGAUCCAAUGCCUUCCUCUGAUGCACCAGAAGAUGGCCCAAAGGAAACAUCAAGUGUAUCACAGAAUAUCUCUGAUGCAGAUGCAUUUAAAAUUCUCUUGGAGAUGAAGAUGAAGAAGAGGCAGAAGAAGCCUGCUUUACCAAGCACUGUGACUGAGCUUGGCACUGAGGAUGGUUCUAAAGUAUACGUGGUUGGGACAGCCCACUUCAGUGACAGCAGCAAAAAGGAUGUAGUGAAGACAAUACAAGAAGUACAGCCAGAUGUAGUUGUGGUGGAACUAUGCCAGUACAGAGUUUCCAUGUUAAAAAUGGAUGAAAAGACAUUACUAAAAGAAGCCAAAGAAAUAAAUCUGGAAAAACUUCAACAAGCUAUAAAGCAGAAUGGAGUCAUGUCUGGAUUGAUGCAAAUGCUGCUUCUGAAAGUUUCUGCUCACAUCACAGAACAGCUGGGAAUGGCCCCAGGAGGAGAAUUCAGGGAGGCUUUCAAAGAGGCCAGCAAGGUACCUUUUUGUAAAUUCCAUCUUGGAGACCGACCCAUCCCUGUUACAUUUAAGAGAGCAAUUGCUGCACUUUCUUUCUGGCAAAAAGUCAAGCUUGCCUGGGGCCUUUGCUUCUUAUCUGACCCAAUCAGUAAAGAUGAUGUGGAGAAAUGCAAACAGAAGGAUUUACUGGAGCAGAUGAUGGCAGAAAUGAUUGGAGAAUUCCCUGAUCUUCAUCGAACGAUUGUCUCAGAACGAGACAUUUACUUGACCUACAUGCUGAAGCAAGCAGCAAAGCAGAUUGAACUACCUCGAGCUUCAGAAACUGAACCUAGAAAAUACAUCCCAGCUGUUGUAGUUGGUGUUGUUGGGAUGGGUCAUGUACCUGGAAUUGAAAAGAACUGGAACUCUGACUUAAACAUCCAGGAAAUAAUGAGUGUGCCUCCUCCAUCAGCUUCAAGUAAGAUUUUCAAAUUUGUCAUAAAAGCAACAGUUUUUGGACUGAUGGGAUAUGGCUGCUAUCGAAUAGGUCAAAGGACAGUUCAAUUUAUCCUCUCAAUGCCAGCAGCACAGAGCUAUCUUCAGAACCUGACAGAAAUAAGAUCUCAACAUUGAACAUCGAG